Molecule: messenger RNA, 1065 nt
Organism: Pochonia chlamydosporia 170
Lineage: Eukaryota; Fungi; Ascomycota; Sordariomycetes; Hypocreales; Clavicipitaceae
Product: Tryptophanyl-tRNA synthetase
Exons: 5
Coding region: 1-1065 (354 amino acids)
Biological process (GO): mitochondrial tryptophanyl-tRNA aminoacylation
Cellular component (GO): mitochondrion; mitochondrial matrix
Molecular function (GO): ATP binding; tryptophan-tRNA ligase activity
Source: RefSeq, a predicted model, not a curated record
AUGCAGCACCUCGGCAGUAAAUCCAAAGCCAUAUGGCCCAAAGUUGUAUUCUCAGGGAUACAACCCACCGGCAUUCCGCACCUUGGCAACUAUGUUGGCGCGCUACGACAAUGGGCGCAACUGCAGGAUCAGGAACCCGAAGACACAAAAUUGAUAUAUUCAAUUGUCGACCUCCACGCCAUCACCACGCCCCAACAGCCAGAGAAACUGAAACAGUGGAAGAGAGAAAGUCUUGCCGCACUAUUAGCAAUUGGAAUUGACCCGGAACGGUCCACUCUUUUCUACCAGUCUUCCGUACCUGCCCACUCUGAGCUGAUGUGGAUUCUGUCCUGCACGGCGUCUGUUGGAUAUCUCUCUCGGAUGACACAAUGGAAGCAAAAGCUCAACAUCGCCCCAGCCUCACACAUAGAAGACCGACCGGCUGAGAACCGGUUAAAGGUUGGCUUGUUCGCCUAUCCAAUACUCCAAGCUGCGGAUAUUCUUGUUCAUAGAGCCACACACGUCCCCGUUGGCCAUGACCAGCAACAGCAUCUAGAAUUUGCCAGGGAAUGCGUCACCAACUUUAAUCACGCAUAUGGAGAAACGUUCGUCCACCCCCAGACUAUCACACCACCGGUGCAUCGAGUCAUGUCUCUUUCAGACCCAACAUCGAAAAUGUCCAAGUCACACAAACUGCAGCGGUCACGUAUUCUGAUUACGGACACCGCCGAGGAGAUUCGCCUCAAAAUUUCCUCGGCGCUCACUGACUCUACCCAAGGAAUUUCUUAUGAUCCUCCUCUGCGGCCUGGUGUAUCAAAUCUCCUGAGUAUUUUAUCAAUAUUUGACAAUGAGAAACGAACACCGGAGCAGCUAGCCCAAGUAUAUCGUGACACCCAUCCUCGCAUAUUCAAGGAUAUGGUGUCAGAUGCGAUAAUUCUAGGGCUGCAGGGAGUUGGAGCUCGGUAUAAAGAACUCAUAGACAAUAAGAACAAAUAUCUGGAUCAAGUGGAGGAUGCUGGAGCGCGAAAAGCACGACAAAACGCCGAGGAAACAAUGGGCUUGGUGAAGGCCGCUGUUGGUUUAUGA